AUGCAUACCACCCUGCUGCUGGCCGGUCUCGGCCUGGCCACCCUCUCCUCCGCCGGCUGCCCCUUUGCAGAUCCGGCAAACAUCAAGGCGCGCUCCGACGAUGAUGGCUCGCGCGAUCACGUUGCGAGCUACGAAGUCGACGAUAGCGAGGGCUACCUGACUUCCGACGUUGGCGGCCCAAUCGAAGAUCAAACCAGUCUGAAAGCCGGCGUCCGCGGCCCGACCUUGCUAGAGGACUUUAUCUUUCGCCAGAAGAUUACUCACUUUGACCACGAGAGAGUCCCUGAGCGAGCGGUACAUGCCAGAGGCGCCGGUGCCUAUGGAACAUUCACCAGCUAUGGCGACUACUCCAACCUGACCGCGGCGUCAUUUCUCAGUGAGAAUGGCAAGGAGACGCCGACAUUCGUGCGGUUCUCUACAGUCGCUGGAUCCAGAGGAAGUGCCGAUACAGCAAGAGACGUCCAUGGUUUUGCCACGAGAUUCUUCACGGACGAGGGCAACUUUGAUAUUGUGGGAAACAACAUUCCCGUGUUCUUCAUUCAGGAUGCGAUCCAGUUCCCCGACUUGAUCCAUUCCGUCAAGCCUAGCCCCGAUAACGAGAUCCCCCAGGCGGCUACCGCCCAUGAUUCGGCAUGGGACUUCUUCAGCUCUCAGACCAGCACUCUGCACACCCUGUUCUGGGCUAUGGCCGGAUACGGCAUUCCCAGAAGCUAUCGUCACAUGCAGUCUCAGGACGGCCACGGCGUGCACACCUUCCGCCUCGUCAAAGAGGACGGCACUUCGAAGCUCGUCAAGUGGCACUGGAAGACUCUCCAGGGCAAGGCGAGCUUGGUCUGGGAAGAAGCCCAAAUUGUCUCGGGCAAGAACGCCGACUACCACCGCCAAGACCUCUGGGACGCCAUCGAGUCCGGCAAUGGCCCCGAGUGGGAGCUCUGCGUCCAGGUGCUCGACGAGGAGGAUACCCUCAAGUACGGCUUCGACCUCCUGGACCCUACCAAGAUCGUCCCGGAGGAGAUUGCCCCUCUCCAGAGACUCGGCAAGAUGAAGCUGGACGCCAACCCGGUCAACUACUUUGCAGAGACAGAGCAGAUCAUGCGGCAGUUCCAACCCGGCCACAUCGUCAGAGGCGUCGACUUCACCGAUGACCCCCUGCUCCAAGGUCGCAUCUUCUCGUACCUGGACACCCAGAUCAACCGCCACGGCGGCCCCAACUUUGAGCAGCUGCCCAUCAACCGUCCAGUAACGCCUAUUCACAACAACAACCGGGACGGCGCGGGCCAGAACUUCAUCCACCGCAACAAGUACCCAUACACGCCCAACACCUUGAACAAGGGCUUCCCCGCGCAGGCGAACCAGACCCAAGGACGGGGUUUCUUCACGGCCCCGGGACGCACCGUCACCGGCCACCUCGUCCGCGAGGUCUCCGACACCUUCGACGACCACUGGUCUCAGCCGCGCCUCUUCUACAACUCCCUCACGCCCGCCGAGCAGCAGUUCCUCGUCAAUGCCAUCCGCUUUGAAACAAGCCACCUCGAGUCCGACACCGUCAAGCAGAACGUACUCACCCAGCUCAACAAGAUCUCCAACGACAUCGCCAACCGCGUCGCCGACGCCCUCGGCAUGGCCCACCUCCAGCCCGAUCCCAAGUACUACCACGACAACACCACCCAGGGCCUCUCCAUCUUCGGCUCGAAGUUGCCUACCAUCGCCACGCUCAAGGUCGGCGUGCUCGCCAGCCAGGCCGUCAACGGCUCCGUGGCCCAGGGCGCGCAGCUCAAGGACGCCUUCGCGGCCGACGGCGUCCUCGUCACCGUCAUCGCCGAGAAGCUCGCCGACGGCGUGGACAUGACGUACGCUCAGGCCGACGCGACCUCCUUCGACGGCGUCGUCGUCGCCAGCGGCGCCGAGAGCCUGUUCAACGGCACCAACAAGUCGCCCCUCUACCCGGCCGGCCGCCCCGCGCAGCUCGUCAUUGACUCCUACAGGUGGGGCAAGCCCGUCGGCGGUCUCAAUACGGCGCUGAGCAAGUCUCCCUCGCUCGGCGUGGAGGACGGCGACGGCGUCUACUCGGCCGACGGUGUGAGUGCCCUCGUCGAGGACUUCAAGGCGGGACUGGCGACGUUCAGGUUCACCGACCGUUUCGCGAUGGACUAA
Messenger RNA from Colletotrichum gloeosporioides, 2154 nucleotides. Its product is annotated as Catalase-3. Gene Ontology annotation, biological process: response to oxidative stress; hydrogen peroxide catabolic process. NCBI's taxonomy places the organism in Eukaryota, Fungi, Ascomycota, Sordariomycetes, Glomerellales, Glomerellaceae. The record is from RefSeq and is a predicted model, not a curated record. Gene Ontology annotation, cellular component: cytosol. The transcript has 7 exons. Bases 1 to 2154 code for a protein of 717 amino acids. Gene Ontology annotation, molecular function: heme binding; catalase activity.